This is a messenger RNA of Nilaparvata lugens (brown planthopper), 576 nucleotides long. RefSeq lists its product as uncharacterized. The transcript is spliced from 3 exons. The record is from RefSeq and is a predicted model, not a curated record. Lineage: Eukaryota; Metazoa; Arthropoda; Insecta; Hemiptera; Delphacidae. The coding region runs from base 22 to 531 and encodes 169 amino acids.
AUAGCCGUUGACAUCGAUUGGAUGUUGCCGGUAGCCGCAGAAGAGGUGGCGAUGGAGGUUGCCCCCCCUAGACGGCGAUUAGCGGCAGCCAAUGCCAGACGGCAACGAAGACGCCAGCAGCCCUAUGCAAGGCAACAGCGGCCGGUUCAAGACGUCAAUGUGGCGUUGCAGCAGCCAGCCUCUCCUCCACAGCAGCUGGUUGAGAACAUUGCAGUCGAAGAACUAUAUGCAGGCCCAAAUCUGGAAAAUUAUAGGCUGGAGAAGAUUCGCCUGGAUAUAAAUUCCAUUCAUUCUUGUCCACCGCAAGAUUUUGUUGAGCGGCAAUUGCGGGAGUUGGAGAGGGAUUUGGAGGAGGACUGGGAGGCUACUUCCGAACACAUAGCUCCUUAUCCGCAAUGCAGUUAUUGCUUAACAAACAAGGCAACCAGAAUGGCAGUACCAUGUGGGCACUGGGCAGGAUGCAUAGAAUGUUGCAGUCGAGGCCUUAGAAUACCCAUCUAUUUCGAAGCAGUGGGGGGACUCGUGCUGUAGGAGGUACGCCUGCCCAUCAGAUGCGCACAAUGCAAUUGCCUAAUU